AUCGACGCCUUCGAGGAGUACAACCUGCUCGUGGGAGAAUCCGACGGCGGCGCGGCGCUCCCCCAGCGCGAGUUCGACAGCCUGAAGCGCAAGGCCCACGAGGUGCUCGAAUCCGGCCGCCUCUUCGUGACCUGGCGGAACCUGAGCACGGGCAUGGACUGCGUCAACGUCGGGCCGCACUCGCGCUGCUUCUGCGGCCACUCGUACAAGGCGCACGCCUGGUGGGAGAACAAAUCGAAGAAGCCCCGCUGCCGCUGCAAGGGCUGCGCCUGCCCGAGCUUCAGCUACCUGCCGGGCCGCGGCGCGCAGCACGCGCGGUGCAGCUGCAAGCACCUGCCCGAGGACCACCGGUCGGCGCGCGGCCUGCCCGCGAAGUGCUCCAAGUGCGCCUGCAAGUGCUUCGCGCCCGCGGCGCGCUGCGCCUGCGGCGCCCCCUACGGCGACCACGCGACGAUCGUCGAGACGGUCCACGACCGGCGCGCGGCCGGCCGGUCCACGGAGCCGCUCUGGGACGAGCGGUCGGAGACGCACGCGGUCGCCGGCGGGCUCACGAGCUUCGCGUCCCUCGCGCCGGGC
This is a messenger RNA of Aureococcus anophagefferens, 576 nucleotides long. RefSeq lists its product as hypothetical. NCBI's taxonomy places the organism in Eukaryota, Pelagophyceae, Pelagomonadales, Pelagomonadaceae. The annotation marks the transcript as partial. The record is from RefSeq and is a predicted model, not a curated record. The transcript has a single exon.